AUCUUCGUCCCAUCAAUUUCCUAAUCGCCGUCGCAGGUGUUCGGUGUCGCGAUAAUAAAACUAAUGAAUAAAUUGUUAUUUUUCCGUUUUUAGAAUCAUGUGAGUAACACCGUUAUCUAAACAAUAUUUUCGAUACUAUAAAUUAUUCGUGCAGUGACAGUUACCCUUCCCAUUCUCAGUCAGUAGAAGUGUAAAUAAAUAAUCGAACUGCGAGUGAAUUUAUUUCGUAAAAAAUCAAUAUUUUUCCGCUACAUCCUUUGCGAAAUAGAAUUACGAUUGGUCGCCAAACGAUAAAUUAGUAAGUGGUCCUCAAAUUCUUCGGUGUUAUUAAAAACAAGUGUUUUGGUGCAGUGAAUCUUAACUAUUUUUACGUAACCCAGGAACCUGUAUUUUUAAGCCGUAUUAUUCAUAUUUGGAAGAGAAGAGAAGGGGGUCGAGCUUAUUUUUCCGAUAUGCACACAUCACGAAAAAUCACUACACUCACACGUUAAAAAAACAAUGACCUGAGUGCCAGAAACAACAACAAAAAAUGCAAAAAGUGCCAUAACGCUACCUGAAAAUCGAAUUGGUGCCAUCUAGCGGCCGAGUGCGGCAGUAACUAAAGAUGCUUUUAGCGCCAUCUGUCGUCGAGUGAUGCGAGAUGCCACGGCUGAAGUAUGCGUCUAUACUGCGGGUGCUGGUUUUGGUUGGCUUGCUCUGCAUCUGGAUACAGAUCAUGCUAGCCGCCAGUAGCUCGGGCCUGGAUCGGGAUGGAGAUACCACCUACUCGUAUACUAACGACGUAACAGAGACAGAUGUCUACACCCUGAUUACUAACGAUGAAAUUAUUUCUAGAGAAGACAUGAUGAAUAUAAACGAAACAUCAGAGCAAGUGCUAGCUCUGGUGCCGCAAGAGUUGCACAAAUAUCUUCUCGUCCAUCCUAAAAAUGUUACUGGCAAUUCAACUGAACGUGCGGGCCCCAAGAACAUAACAAGCAUUCGAAGAGCCAUAGAGAGAAGCAACGACGCACAAACCAUCUACAACGAAGACAUCUUUGGGCCGGUCCAGAAUGAUACAGUCAUUAUUGCCAUACAGGUGCACACACGCAUCACCUAUCUCCGUCACCUGAUAGUGUCUCUGGCUCAGGCGAAGGACAUUGAGAGGACAUUACUGAUCUUCUCUCACGACUACUACGAUGAGGAGGUCAACGACCUGGUCAGGAGCAUCGACUUUACUAAGGUUAUGCAGAUAUUCUACCCGUACUCCAUACAAACACAUCCAAACGAGUUCCCAGGAGUGGACCCCAACGACUGCCCUCGAAACUUCAAGUAUAACAAGGCUUUAAAGCAGAAGUGCAACAACGCUCUCCACCCAGACGUCCACGGUCACUACAGAGAAGCGAAGUACACACAGACCAAGCACCACUGGUGGUGGAAGGCGAAUAGGAUCUUCAACCAGCUCCAAUGUACUACUACGCAUACUGGUCCAGUCCUAUUCCUCGAAGAAGACCACUACGUGGCUGAAGACUUCCUCCACAUGCUGGCCCUCCUACGCAACACGGCCGACAAGACCUGCCCCCAGUGCGAGAUCCUCUGUCUCGGGACCUAUCUGAAGACUUACCAGUACCAUCUGAAUUCGGACAAGAGAAGAAAGCAGUUAACCCUGACGUACCUGCAACAACUUCGGGUGGCCAACGAGGAGCGGCGGCGGCGGCAGGACACCCAGGCCUGGAACUUCCAAGUGUACCCCAACCUGUAUGGGAGCACGCAAAAGGUGGAAAUAACCCCGUGGCACUCCAGCAUGCACAACAUGGGCAUGGCGUUCAACCAGACGGUCUGGGCUUCCAUCAUGGCUCACCAGGACCAGUUCUGCGCGUACGAUGACUACAACUGGGAUUACUCGCUGCUGCAUCUGUCGCAGAACCGCGGCGCGGUCGGCAAGUUUAAGGUCAUGCUGUGUAAGGGGCCGCGGGUGUUUCAUAUCGGCGAGUGCGGCAUCCACCACAAGAAGUCCAACUGUAACGCCUCGACCGUCAUCGGCAAGGUGCAGAAACUCCUGCAGACUGCCUCCAGCCACCUGUACCCGAGCAGAGUGACAGCUACAGUGACGUUUGGAGGGGCUAAGCAUAAUAAGAAGCUUUUGAAGGGAAACGGGGGUUGGGGGGAUAUUAGAGAUCAAGAGUUAUGCGCAAACAUGACAAGGGAAGGACGACAGAUGAAAAAGUAUUUCUUUACGUGAAACCAAAUAAAAUAAAUAAUCGUGUUGAUAUAUCAAAAUAUCUAUUUCGUUAUGUUUGUUUUACAGAAAUUGGUUUUAUUUUUUGACGAUACAUAUGGCUGCUUGUUUUUUAUUGUUUUUACAUGAUAAUAAGAUUUUUAUUGUGUUACAUUUGUAUUAUUCUAUUUCUUCUGAAACAUAAUUGCUACAGUAUAGAAUCAGUUUUUUUUUUGUAUAUCUAUCACUGAGUUGCAGAAAGGAUCUUUAAGUUAAUGUCGGCAUUAAAUGUAUUGUCGCCUUGCUUUGACAGUAUACGGACAGAAAGAGACAGACAUAGAUUUAAUGUCCACAUUAGCUUAAAGUCCCUUUCUGCAACUCGGCAUAUAUCAUGCAGCCUAUGAUAGUCAUUAAUUGAAAAUGUAAAAAAAACUAAUAUGUAUAUACAGUAUACAGGCUGUUGCAAAAAGAGGUAUCGUGAUGAAAUAACCUGUAUAUUUUUUAUAACAUUCUGUAUACUGUUAACAAUAGGUUACAUGACAUUAACCCAUGUUUUCAUACACUUUAUGAUUAGGUAGGAUUAUUAAAUUAUUUAAAGACGGCCUUAAAAGCGAAUUGACUGAGAAAACUUGAAACUUCCAAAAUGAAUGAAACGGGUAAUGGGUUUGAAUUAAAGAAUAAACCCCGAAUUCAUAGAAAAAACAUUUACAAGACAAAAUUAAACUGUCCUCAUUGUCUUUCGCACUACCUAAUACUUUCUCCACAACGCCCAAUGUUAACUGGAAGAGAAUGCUUUUAGCAUUAAGUUCGCCUAUGUACAAA
Plutella xylostella (diamondback moth) is the source of this 3016-nucleotide messenger RNA. It is a transcript of the gene Mgat2, whose product is annotated as alpha-1,6-mannosyl-glycoprotein 2-beta-N-acetylglucosaminyltransferase. Gene Ontology annotation, biological process: protein N-linked glycosylation; oligosaccharide biosynthetic process. Gene Ontology annotation, cellular component: Golgi stack; Golgi membrane. The record is from RefSeq and is a predicted model, not a curated record. Lineage: Eukaryota; Metazoa; Arthropoda; Insecta; Lepidoptera; Plutellidae. Gene Ontology annotation, molecular function: alpha-1,6-mannosylglycoprotein 2-beta-N-acetylglucosaminyltransferase activity.